CAACGUCGGGGCUGGGUGUACUGGGUUGUUCGUUCUCCCUCCCACAUCGCUCCAUGUGCCUGGCAGUUGAUGACGCGCACAGGUGCAUAGGGAAAAAGUUUUGUGAUAAGCUCGCUUGUGAAACUGCUGUCUGGUGCGGCACCACUGGGCAAGAUAGAAGCGAAGCGCUUUCCAGCUGACUGUAAUGUUGAACGGGCGAGAAAUGAACAGGUAGAGAACGCGAGCUGGAAUACCAACCCAGGGAGGCACGUAUAUGCACCACUCAGAGACAUGUUUCCAAGCGGUAUAUCGCGGGAGAGCCAGUAGCACGAGCCUCGGAUACACCUUGAAGCCACGUGGAGACAGGAGAAGACCACGUUCUUCAAGUUGACCGCUGCCUUCGCAUCGAUAUCUAGAGACAAGCCGGAGGACUCAACAUGGACGUGUAUCGUGCUAUUUACGGCCUUGCUGUCUUGGCGAUGUCAUUGAUUUCUACGUCCAGUGGUAAUCGAGGUGUGGACACGCUCUCCUACGAAGACCAGCUUGUGAAACAGAUUCUCCACAAGUAUCGUGUGCGCGGAAAAUACAGUCGCCCAGUUCGGCAUUUCAACGACACUCUUAAAGUCACCUUUGGCAUACAAUUGACGCAGAUCAUGGACUUGAACGAGCAGGAUCAGAUACUAACGCUGAAUGUGUGGGACAUUUACUGGUGGAAAGAUGAGCAGGCAACGUGGAACAUGACCGAAUAUGGCGGCGUCGACAAGGUGCGCAUACCCUGGAACAAAGUCUGGUUGCCAGACAUCAAGCUGUACAACUACGCUGACUACCGCCUGCAAGAACAGCGGACGGUGUUGUGUGUGUUCCACCAUGAUGGCCGAGUUCAGUGGAUGCCCCAGGCUGUGUACCGCAGCUCUUGUCAGAUCGACGUUACGACCUUUCCAUUUGAUGUUCAGUCGUGUAUUUUGAAAUUCGGAUCCUGGACCUAUGACGGUAACAAGCUUGAAGUUCAUUUCAACGAAGAUAAAGACUAUAUAGAUCUUACAGAGUACGUGACCAGCAACGCCUGGACCAUCAUUGACGUCCCUGCGAAACGCAACGUCAAGUUCUACAGCUGCUGCCCUGAGCCCUACGUGGACCUGACCUUCACCUUGAUCUUCCAGAGACGAGCCACCCUGUAUAACUACAUCCUGAUUCUGCCGUGUGUCCUUCUCACCUCCAUCACCCUCAUCCUCUUCUGGAUUCCCCCGGAAUCACCCGCAAAGAUGAUGUUAGGUUUAACUAUCUUCAUUGCCUUCUUCAUUCUGCUGAAAAUCUUGGAGAAGAACCUUCCACCCGGCACAUCCAGCAUGCCCUUGAUAGGUACUUACUACUGCCUCAACAUGAUCAUCAUCACCCUAUCAUCAUUCCUCAAUGUGCUGGUGGUCAACUGGGCGGCAUAUGGUCAGAGAGCAAACAUUCCUCCUCCCAUGAAGGCGGUUCUGUUUGAUGUAUGCGCUAAGGUGCUGCACAUGGAAGACCUUGUUCGACCAUUCCAGAAGAAGGACAGAGGAGAGGAGGCAGCGGCAACAACCAGUAACCCUGGAGAGGAGGACACCAAGUGGAGCCAAGAUCCCAUGGCUUCAACUGAAGUGCUUACGCAUCUAAAAUGCACCCAUGCCACAGGUCCAAUUGCUUCUAUUGACGCCAAACUUGGAGAACUUCGAGAGUUUAUUCGUGCUCACAAACAACGUUUGGCGGACAAAGAUCGCCGCGAAAGUAUGGUGAAAGAAUGGAAGGCUUCAGCUUUGAUCCUCGACAGAAUUAUCUUUGUCGUUUACUUCCUUAUAAUAGUAACCUCCUUGGCUGUCAUCUUGCCAUCUAUUGUCUACAGUGCUGAUUACCAGAGCACAAGACUUAAAGAGGCAUUUAAUAUACAGGAAUAAGACGCUUAUGAUAAAUAUGCGAGGCUCUUGUGGUAUUGUCUUCAGGCGGUCACUUUCAUACCCUUCAUAUGAUGAUAUGAUGGUUGCACAAACACAGGGCAGAUAUUAGCCGGUCUUCACAAACAUUUAGAAAGAGAGACCUUCCAACUGUUGCUUAUCAGGAAAGAACAGGUGUUUACGUUAACGCACAUCUUUGUUGUUACUAGCCAAGGCGUUUGAAUACAGUAUUGAGCCAUGAUGGACACAAACAACUGAAGAAUAUGCUUGUCUAAUUCAAAUCAGCACUUAUCUGUAUGAAUGCGUAGUGAGAAUAUUGGAUAUGUGCAGUGGGACAUGUUAUGCGCGAGUGCUGGUUGUUUGGGACGAGACUGGGAUUGAUAAGGAUAUUUUUUGUGGCUGGGCAAUGUUAAUCGGAUCGUGGUUGGGUAGGAAGAGACACACAGAAUGAGAUUGGUGUUUUGUGUGGUAGGGCAAAGUAAGUCGGAUGUUAGAUCGUAUUAUGGGGCCCUCAGGGCGUGAUUGUGUGACGCGAGAAUUCAGCAUGUUGGCUGUACGACAGGAAUCCAACAUCUGAAUGUAAGUUGCGUGAUAGGGGACAUUCUUUCAGUGAAUGUUUGUUUUGCAGUACAACGCAAAAAAGGUCAUGAAUGAUAGUUUAGAGGUAAGGACUUCCACACUGUGAAUGGUGGUUCAGUGGCUGCAGACAUUCAACGGUUGAAUGUUUGGUAAGGGAAUCCACAUUGUGAAAGGUGGUUCAGUGGCUGCAGACAUUCAACGGUUGAAUGUGUGGUACGGAAAUCCACACUGUGAAUGGUGGUUCAGUGGCUGCAGACAUUCAACGGUUGAAUGUGUGGUAAGGAAAUCCACACUGUGAAUGGUGGUUCAGUGGCUGCAGACAUUCAAAGGUUGAAUGCGGUAAGGGACUCGUAGAAUGCUAACUUGGCUUUGCGAGACGGGGCGUGUUGAUUGUGAAUAUUGAUAGUGCAGUGGGUGGCAUUCAGGACGUGGGCUUUGGCUGUGUAGAACAGGCGUGAACGGGUUUUACAUCAAUGAAGACACAGAAAUUGUUCAAAUCGUUUUACAGAGAACGCUGUGCACUCUUCACAGUAAAACCGCCCAAUUUCAUGGGUCUGGUGCAGGAAAAUCUCCUAUGACCAACUUGGGAUAAUAUUAUUAACUAUGCAUAGCGGAGAAACUACUUUUUGGCAUGUUUAUGUUUACUUAAUUCUGGAUAGUUCUCUGUCUUGAAUAGACCGUAUUGCACAGAAUGGUUUAUGCAAAUAUGUUGUCAGUAUUUAAUUGUAUGCGGCACGUAAGGCCGUUGUGUUACCCGUUAUCGAGGUAUGAUUUGUCUGAUUGUAUGCCUGGAAGUGAAAGAAUGACGUCAGCGGUGCAUGGUGUGUGUUUUUCUUGUACAGAUUGAUGCAUUGUUACCCUUAUUUAGCGGGGAAAAAUCAACGACAUUUGUAGUUUUGAUACUGGUCAAAUCCUAAUUUAGAUUUAGAAGUAUGACUUCAGGACAAAAUGUAGUCUGUUUAAUUUAAAUAUGUAUAAAUAGAACCCUUAAGCUUUUGAAGCGUGUUUACAUGGUUUUUUUCUAGAACGGACAUUGUGAUGUUAUUGUCAUUGAACUAUGUAUGUACAUAUAUGUAAAUACAAACUAUGUGUUUUCUUUAUGGUUACUUGGUAAGCCAUCAUGUAAAUGUAUUUUCCACUUUUUUCCACAAAUCAAGGAAAGCUAUGCCAAUUGCAGAAGCUUCACCUACACAUGAUGUCACAGUUUCACAUUGACCUUCACUAUGAUAGUUCAAGAUUGAGACCUUUUGUCAGUUGUCACUGAUAUAAACAUGCAGCGUUAUAUAUGUAUCGGACAUACUUAGAAUCACGAGAAGACGGUAUUUGUUGUUGCAUAGAUGAUUUGUCGUGAUGUCGGUGGGGAAGUAGUAUCGCAUAAAGGCUCAACGCUUACAUGUGUACUCAGGGGUUGGUCGAGAUAGCCAAGUGGUUCAGCGUUGUCUCAUCAAGCCCAAGACCGGGUUUCAUUCCCAUACGGUAGUAAAGUCCAUUCGUUGCCUCCCCGCCGUGAUAUCACUGAAAUAUUGAUGAAAGCGGCAUAAAACGUUUUUUUACUCACAUGUGUACUCUGGUUUAUUUCAAGACAAAUCUGGUUGACAUUUAUAUAUUUGUUUCCCUCAACGGUUGUCUGUUUCUACCCAUUAGAAGAUUAUUUUGACUAACACAUAUGGUAUGAACCCUUUGUACGUGGGAGUUUCUUUUUUGUACAUUGUUAAACUAUUGAUUUGUGUUCUUCUGCCAGAGUAUACUAUAUUAUAGGGGUACUGUUUGCAUUCCACUACCAUACAGCUAUAGAACUCAUUAUAGUGCUCUUCCAUGGCUUGCUUGCGUUUGUCUCUGACAGCUUUGUCAAACGAGAACAGCAACAUAUUAAAAAGUGAUAUGGUCAGCACGACUUAACCUUUCAUACGCAUUCGUUAUGAGAUGAUAAUGUGUAUAUUACACUAUAGUUUUCAUUCA
This is a messenger RNA of Haliotis rufescens (red abalone), 4436 nucleotides long. Its product is annotated as neuronal acetylcholine receptor subunit alpha-10-like. Gene Ontology annotation, biological process: regulation of membrane potential; signal transduction; monoatomic ion transmembrane transport. The record is from RefSeq and is a predicted model, not a curated record. Gene Ontology annotation, molecular function: acetylcholine-gated monoatomic cation-selective channel activity; transmembrane signaling receptor activity. Gene Ontology annotation, cellular component: synapse; neuron projection; postsynaptic membrane. Bases 417 to 1901 code for a protein of 494 amino acids. Lineage: Eukaryota; Metazoa; Mollusca; Gastropoda; Lepetellida; Haliotidae. The transcript is spliced from 8 exons.